GCUCAGAUGCCAAUGUACUGGUGUGCUUUAAUCCACAAAGAAUCACGGCAACGAACCGUAAUUAUUAAUGAUUAAUCCCCCCCAAAAAAAGAAUUAACCGGCAUUUUGCUGUCUACUUAAUCAAGGUUAAUCAAGGCCAUUAUUUGUAUAAUUAAUUAAUUGAGGCCAUCAUUUGUAAUGAACCAAGAUGCCGAACCAAUAUUGGUUGGUGUCGCUUCGUCCUGUGAAUGGUGGUAAAGAGGCCACGUUUCAGAUUCUGCAGUCUCGAGUGGCCCAAGCGGGUGGGGAGUGCGCGGCAUACAAGAUUCUUAUGGGAUGAGGCCAAGUACCCCACAAUCGCACCCCUGCGAGAGACAGUGGAUUCCAUUCACGAAAAUGUGACGAAGCUAGAAGACGACUUGAAGAUGCGACUUGCGGAGUACAACAAUGUCAAAGGGCAAUUGGCAACGAUGACACGUAAAGCAACUGGCAGCUUGUCUGUCCGCGACCUGACGCCGUACGUCAAGGACGGAGAUGUCGUCUCAUCGGAACACUUGAUAACUUUGCUUGUGGUGGUCCCGCGGUACUCGGAAAAGGACUGGCUUCAGUCGUAUGAGAAGAUCUCCACCUUUGUGGUGCCAAGAUCCUCCAAGAAGCUCUUUGAAGACAAUGAAUAUGGGCUUUUCACAGUCACUCUUUUCCGGAAAAUCGUCGACACUUUCAAAGGCGGAGCGCGUGAAAAGGGUUUUCAGGUCCGCGAGUUCGAGCAUGAUCCACAGGGGGCAAAGGUCAGGGAGGAGGAGGUAGCUCGCUUGCAGUGCGACCAAGAGAAUCUUCGCUCCCAGCUGUUGCAGUGGUGCUCAAGCAGCUAUGGCGAGGUUUUCAGUUCAUGGAUGCAUGUGUGUGCAGUCCGUGUUUUUGCUGAGAGUAUUCUUCGCUACGGGCUUCCACCUCAUUUUGUGCCUGCAGUUGUGAGCCCGUCGCCAAAGUACGAGAAGAAGCUUCGUCAAAUCUUGGAAUCCAUCGCAGCUGGUGCAGGCAACCACAAUGCGGCGUACUGGAAAUCUGGUGGCGAAGAUGCCAGCAUGUCGGGGCUGGUCGGUGGCGAGUCCGAUUUGCAUCCUUACGUCUCCAUCACCGUCAAUCUUGCAGCGUGAUGAGAGUGUAUGUUGCCAUUGACAGUAUGUUGGUUUGAUUGGAUGGCUUGGUGCUCGAGAAAAGCCUGGUGACGUUGUCCUUCCGAUCCUUCCACACAGGAACCCUGAGGGCGUAUUCACACCAGGGCUUUUGUUACGAAGCUCUGGAUGUGAUCGCAGUCAGAUUCGUACAGUUCUGGCCAUAAUUGCAGUCAGAUACAUUUAGGAAAGUGCUUGUGUGAGUAUGCCCUGAGGUUAUCUAAUCUAUUUGUGAUGCAAUGGUGUGAUUGAUAUGCCCUUUCGCUGUCAGGACCCAGUUGGUCCUAAUGGGGCCAGGUUCGUUCGAACGUGACCAGGUCUGGUCAUUACAAAACCAGGACGUUCGAAACCUGGUUCAGUAUCUGGUCCAUGCUGUGGACCGGCUUCCGGGGCAUGACGAGUUCCCCCCUCUGCCUUUUUCCAGCUUCUCCGCCUGCUCAUAGCCAUUGAUCUUCCAUCACGAACUGCUUCGAAAUCGCUAAGCUGGCACAUUCACUUUCAAUCCCUUCCCAUAACCGUGAAUCCUCCGCUGGUUGUUCUGUGGCACGGUGCGUGCUCUAAAGCGAGAGAGAGAGAGAGAGAGAGAGUUCUGUGGCACGGUGCUUGCUCUA
Molecule: messenger RNA, 1765 nt
Organism: Chara braunii
Lineage: Eukaryota; Viridiplantae; Streptophyta; Charophyceae; Charales; Characeae
Source: the annotation of a GenBank genome assembly